Molecule: messenger RNA, 1032 nt
Organism: Akanthomyces muscarius
Lineage: Eukaryota; Fungi; Ascomycota; Sordariomycetes; Hypocreales; Cordycipitaceae
Exons: 3
Coding region: 1-1032 (343 amino acids)
Biological process (GO): lipid metabolic process
Cellular component (GO): membrane
Molecular function (GO): oxidoreductase activity, acting on the CH-CH group of donors
Source: RefSeq, a predicted model, not a curated record
AUGUCUACAGCCACGGUUAUGCAGCGGGUCGUCCUCGCGCUGACCAACUUCAAGUCGCCCAUUCUGCGCACCAUCGUGCCGUGCGGCAUCGCCGCCGUCGCGCUGCAGGCCUUUGCCGCCGCGCCGUCCGUCGCCGCCCGCUCCGAGCUCUUCUUUGACGUCUCGGGCUCCCUCACGUAUCUCGCCGUCGGCGCGCUGAGCCUGUACCUGCCGGCGCUGCGCGCGCGCGCGCUCGCCGCCGCCCAGGGCGUGGCGCAAAGCGCCCUGCCGAAGCUGCCCAGCAUCACGCAGCUCGCGGCCUCGGCGUGGAGCAAGGGCGAAGCCGCCGGGACGGCGGCGGGCGGACGCAACUGGCGACAGCUGGUUCUCGUGGGCCUCACCAUGGUGUGGGCCACUCGAUUGGGAUCGUAUCUCUUCUCGCGUGUCAUGGGCGAUGGCCACGACUCGCGCUUCGACAAGAUCCGCGACAAGCCUGUGCGCUUCGCGAGCGUCUUCAUGAUCCAGGCUAUCUGGGUCACCAUCCCAAUGCUGCCUGUGCUGGCCCUCGGCGCCCUGCCCGCGGCCACCCUGGCCACGGCCCUGCCGAGCGUCUUGGCAACCGACGUCCUGGGGCUGUCCAUCUGGGGCAUGGGCUUCUUUUUUGAGGCGGUCGCCGACUACCAAAAGAGCCAGUGGGUGAAGCAGAAGAAGCGCAAGGAGCAUGACGAGGACUUUUUGACAAGAGGCCUCUUCAGCGUCAGCCGCUUCCCCCACUACUUUGGCGAAAUCUCCAUGUGGACGGGCAUCGCCAUCACCGCCGCCGGCGUCCUCGCCCGCAAGCCCAUUCAGCUCGGGCUCGGGUGGACGGGCCCCAUGGGCAUCCUGGCCACGACGGCGUUGUGCGGCCUCAGCCCGCUGUUCAGCUGGUUCGUGGUGACGCGCGUGUCGGGCAUUCCGCUGAGCCAAAAGAAGUACGACGAGCGCUACGGCAAGCGCAAGGACUACCAGAAGUGGCGCAGCGAGACACCGCAGCUGAUUCCGAAGCUAUGGUAA